Molecule: messenger RNA, 1158 nt
Organism: Ipomoea triloba (trilobed morning glory)
Lineage: Eukaryota; Viridiplantae; Streptophyta; Magnoliopsida; Solanales; Convolvulaceae
Exons: 1
Coding region: 1-1158 (385 amino acids)
Source: RefSeq, a predicted model, not a curated record
AUGGCUGAUCACGCGGUGGCCGAAGAAGCCAACGCUGCCAAGCGCCUGUUGGAGAUCGGAGGACAAGGUCGGAGAGAUGUGAGACGACAGCCCGAUCCCAGAAGGAAGGAUCAGGAUGGGAAUCAAAUCUAUACUCCCUUAUCGAGGCCAAUCGGGGAGAUCUUGGAGUACGCUCAGUCCUGCAAUAUGAUUCAACUUCCGGCCCCGGCGAGAGAUGGCCCUAACAAGGACAAAUACUGCGCCUAUCACAGGAACCGGGGGCACGAGACUGACGAAUGCCAUGUCCUCAAAGGGCUUAUCGAAGACCUCUUGCGCUCGGGAAAAUUGGCGCAAUUCGCUGCCGAGAAGAAGAAGAAUCGACGCCGGGGGUGGAAGAAAUACUUCAAGAGAUCUGACAAAGAGAAGAAGGAUAAGGAACCAGAACCCGACCAUGACUCUCCUGCCGCUGCGUUGAAACAGAUCAUUCACGUUAUCUUCGGCGGGCCGGAGGGGGGCGACAACUCGGAGCGCCGACGAGCUUGGUCGAGGGACUUGCCUGUAUGUUCGAUCAGCACUAGUCAACCUGAGAAGAGAAUGAAAGACGAGCCGAUAACCUUCACCGACCGAGACCUUCCCCUUAGAGGAGAUCAUUCUACCGAAGCAUUAGUCAUCACUGUUGACAUUUGUGGAGCCGAGGUCCGAAGGGUGAUGGUAGACACUGGUAGCAGCGUUAAUGUGCUGUACUUAGAGGCCUUUCAAAAGCUGAAAAUUGAGAGAUCAGCACUAACGCCGGUCCGAACACCGCUGUCGGGUUUUACGGGCGAUAUGGUCCACCCUGAGGGAAGGGUCGUUCUCUCGGUGGAGGUCGGAGUUUAUCCGAAAAUUUUGAAAGUAGAGAUGGAGUUUAUCGUUGUCAAUCUGGCAUGUGUGCACAACAUCAUCUUGGGACGCCCGGGGAUAGCUCAGAUGAAGGCAAUCAUCUCCAUGCCUCAUCUGUGUAUGAAGUUCCCGACCCUAGAAGGUGUUGGGACAGUCCGGGGAGAUCCACGGUCGGCCAGAUUGUGCUACGUCCGGGCAAUGGAGAAGCAAGCCGCGAGCACGUCUCGUGUGAACACCAUUGCCCGACGAAAGGAUGAGGAAAAGAAGGAGCAGCCUGGGCUCUCCGAGCCCGUAGAAUAA